This is a messenger RNA of Girardinichthys multiradiatus, 6420 nucleotides long. It is a transcript of the gene tmem63ba, whose product is annotated as transmembrane protein 63Ba. Bases 343 to 2820 code for a protein of 825 amino acids. The transcript is spliced from 24 exons. The record is from RefSeq and is a predicted model, not a curated record. Gene Ontology annotation, molecular function: calcium-activated cation channel activity; nucleic acid binding. Lineage: Eukaryota; Metazoa; Chordata; Actinopteri; Cyprinodontiformes; Goodeidae. Gene Ontology annotation, cellular component: plasma membrane.
CUGGUUGUAGUUAGCGACAGUUGUUCCACCGGCUUACAGACAGACUAAACCGCGACGGCGGUGGACUGUUUAUGUGUCCUAACAGAUAGGGAAAUAAUUUAACUAACUAAUUUCAUUUUGUUUGCCUCAGUUUUUACUGCUGAAAGUCAUUGGACCUAAAUUAUCCAAGAGCUGCUUGAUAGCGUCAACCUGUUCUCGAAGAGCUAAGUUAGCUAACGUCACCGUUGCUGUUGACUGCUAGCUUCUACUUGCGAUCAGUUGGCAGUUUCUCCUUCUGCUGCGCAUUAUUGAAAAGUAUUCAGCAUGCUGCAGUAAUUGAACUACAGAUUGUUGGAGUUCACUAUGGGCAUGUUGUGGGGCCAGCAAUGUGCCAGUUCAGGGAACUGCACAUCACCAGAACCCAACACCACCUCCAGAGACUUCUGCUACUCGGCUCGAAUUCGCAGUACUGUACUCCAAGGUUUACCUUUUGGUGGUGUGCCUACUGUUCUUGCCCUUGACUUUAUGUUCUUUUUGGUGCUCCUGGUUGUGUUUUCCGUGUUGAGGAAACGAGCAUGGGACUAUGGGCGCCUCGCCCUGGUGACUGAUGAGGACAGAUUGAUGGAUCAGCGGUAUAGUCGUCUGGAUGAUCGGGACUACGUGACCUCCACUGUGCCGUCAGAAACAAAUGAACGCUACGCACGCCUCACGUCGGUUUCAAGCUCAGUGGACAUUGACCAGAGAGACACAGGCUUUUGCUACUGGCUAACUGCCAUUUUCCGCAUCAAGGAAGAGGAAAUAAGGGAUAAGUGUGGUGAAGAUGCAGUACAUUACUUGUCUUUUCAGCGGCACAUCAUUGGCCUGCUUGUAGUCGUGGGUGUGCUCUCUGUGGGCAUAAUCUUGCCUGUUAACUUCUCGGGGAACCUUUUAGAAAACACUGCCUAUAAUUUUGGACGAACCACUAUAGGAAAUCUAGAUACAGAUAAUAAACUACUAUGGCUGCACACUACCUUUGCAUUUCUCUACCUGUUGCUAACAGUGUACAGCAUGAGGCGGCACACUUCAAAGAUGCACUACAAAGAGGAUGAUUUGGUGAAACGCACCUUAUUUGUUAACGGCAUUUCAAAAUAUGCAGAAGAGAAAGAGAUAAAGCAACACUUUGAGCAAGCGUAUGAAAACUGCACUGUGCUAGAAGUUCGCAUCUGUUACGAUGUAGCGAAGCUGAUGAAUCUCAACUCUGAAAGGAAGAAGGCAGAGCGCAACAAGAAAUUCUUUGUCGACCUGCAGGCCAAGGAGCAUGAUGUAACCAUGAUCAACCCCAAGCCUUGUGGACACCUUUGCUGUUGUAUCAUUAAAGGCUGUGAACAGGAAGAAGCUGUGGGCUACUACACCAGGCUGGAGGCAAAAUUAAAGGAUGAAUCCAGGAAAGAGCGAGAGAAAGUUAACAAGAAACCUUUAGGAAUGGCCUUUGUCACUUUUCAAAAUGAAACCACGACUGCCAUAAUUUUAAAGGACUUUAAUGCUUGCAAGUGCCAAGGCUGCCACUGCCGUCGUGAACCUAAGAACUCUCAGUUCAGCUCCAGGCUGCACACCCACAACUGGACCGUCACUUAUGCCCCCCAUCCUCAAAAUGUCUACUGGGAGCAUCUGUCACUGGGAGGAAUCUCAUGGUGGGUCCGCUGCUUCAUCAUCAACUGCAUCCUCUUCCUUCUCUUAUUCUUUCUGACCACCCCUGCCAUCAUCAUCUCCACCAUGGACAAGUUUAAUGUCACCAAACCAGUGGAGUACUUAAAUAAUCCCAUCAUAACCCAGUUCUUCCCCACCCUCCUCCUGUGGUCUUUCUCUGCCUUGCUUCCUACCAUUGUCUACUACUCUGCCUUCUUUGAAGCCCACUGGACCCGGUCAGGAGAGAACAGGACCACAAUGCAUAAAUGCUACACCUUCUUGAUCUUUAUGGUGUUGUUGUUGCCCUCCCUUGGACUCAGCAGUCUGGAUGUUUUCUUCCGCUGGCUUUUUGAUAAAAGAUUCUUGGCAGAUGCUAAAGUGAGAUUUGAGUGUGUGUUCCUGCCUGACAAUGGAGCCUUCUUUGUGAACUAUGUCAUUGCUUCUGCAUUCAUUGGUAAUGCUAAUGACCUGCUGAGGAUCCCUGGCUUACUUCUGUACAUGAUCCGCCUGUCACUGGCUCGCUCUGCAGCUGAGAGAAAGAACGUUAAGAAGCACCAAGCAUAUGAGUUCCAGUUCGGGGCAGCUUAUGCCUGGAUGAUGUGUGUCUUCACGGUGGUUAUGACCUACAGCAUCACCUGCCCAAUCAUCGUUCCUUUUGGACUGAUGUACAUGCUGCUGAAACACCUAGCGGAUAGGUACAACAUGUACUACGCCUAUCUACCAACAAAACUGGACAAGAAAAUUCAUUAUGGAGCUGUCGACCAAGUGGUGGCAGCUCCUAUUCUCUGUCUCUUUUGGCUUCUGUUCUUUUCCACUGUUCGAUCUGGGUUUGAUGCGGCGACAUCCAUGUUUACUUUUGUGGUUUUGAUCAUCACAAUCAUCAUUUGCCUUUCUCAUGUCUGCUUUGGGCAUUUUAAAUACUUAAGUGCUCACAACUACAAGAUUGACCAGGAUGUGGAUGAAGUGGAGAAUGGAGGUUCAUCACGCCCUUCUUCUGCCAGCAGGCCAACGCAAACAUACAUAUGUCAGGUACUUCAAGAUCCCCAGUCAGAGGAGGCCGGAUCAGGAAGCGGAGAGGACGACGGGCAGGGCUCCUCAAGGGAUGAGGAAAUUAUCCAAACUGAUAACUUCCACUCUGGGGAGGACAGCCUCAUUGAGAACGAGGUGCGGCAGUGAGGCAGUCUGGGACAGAAGGACAAACGUCAAGUUAAACUUGACGAGUGCAAUGAAUGUGUGACAUUAAAAUGGAACUGAACCAGCAGUUCACCAAAGCAUCUCAGCCUCCAUCAGGGGACCUUAGCUUGACUAACAUAAGCACACUGUCUACUAAGGAUUAAAAGGUUGUUUCUCAAGGACGUUUUCGUCAGUAGGCCUUGUCAAAGAACAUCGACUGUGUACCUGAAAUAGAAAUCUACUUUGACAAGGCAAAAGCGGCAAAGACUAGGCACUCUCUGAUCACUGCAGAUGGACCGAUGAAAGGAGACACUGAUGCACAAAUGAAGAGUUUUUGCCUUUUCUUUCUAGAGGAGAGAAGUUCUUUGUGUUUCCUUAACUUUUUUGCACUUGAAUGAAAGAACCAGGGAGCUCAGGUUUCUGAGGUACUGCUUUUAUGGCAUGCAAAUUCAAAGGAUGGAGCAACUGUUUCUUCAUGAUGCUUUGUCGGUGUGUCUGUCAGCAUUAGAUGCUUCCCAUGAAUAAGCAGCUUACUAAUGUCAGCAGAUGGCUAAAUUUGAGCUUUGGUGAUGGACUUAAACGGUUCUUCCAAUUCCAUAGAAGCCUUUAAACAUAAGAAGAUGUGCUACUAACACUCCUCGUAGCUUUACUACUAUACAUCUAUAUAACUCUGGAUUUGUAAAGUAGCGUUUUUUUUUGUUGUUGAGCGGAUAUUUAUUGUGAGCAUGAUAUUUUUAAAUCCAUUCCAGUCUGAUGCAACCUUAAACUGUGGAAUACGGUAUUUAAUUAAUCUCCUAGUACACUACACUGACACAAUGCUCUCCCUCAACGCCUGAGCCUUUGUAGGGACUGCUGCUGUGUUGGACCGCUGCUACUGAUGUUACCGCCCCUUCCCUAGAAGGGGAAUACCCCUGCACCGCUGCUGCAGCAGAACUGAAGGCUGAGAAUCUGUUGCUCAGAGGAUGCUUUUUUUUAGAUGACUCUAGGACUAGCUCUUCAUGCACUGUUUUCAUUUAAAUUGUCUCGUUUAAUGUUUACAGCAUGAUGUAGAGGUUUGAAAAUAAGCAUCAUAUUUAGAUGGCUACUUCUGGCUUUAUGAUUGGUUAAAAUGAAGUUCCUUCCACCCCUCUCUUCAUUACUAAUGUUUGUUUUUAUUAACACGCUUCAUGAUGGACAGUACCAGUCAGGUGUUUACAUCCAAACAUCAUCAGUGUGAAUCAGAUGGUGUGAUUAUACGACAACUCCAAAGAGUAAAAAAAAACAAAAAAAAAACUGGACUGUUUGUGCAAGUAUGUAGAUUUUCUGUAAACCCGACCGGGUCACAAUUAUACAUACAGGCUCAAACAUACACAUAGACCUCCGCAAAUACUUGAAUACAAGUUCCUAAGAAAGCUGUAGAGACACCACUCACAAGUUUCUGGUAUCAUUGUGUCUCAAUAUUUGACCCCUCUUCAUAUCAGAAAUAGUAGAGUUCAUUUAAACUGGCUGGCUUCCUGGCAUGAGGUCAUGGGGUCAUUCCACAAGCUUAAUUUCCUGCCGUUUCCAUUCCAUGUGAGCUUGAGAUCGUAGCCUUGUUGAAAGGUCUAAAUGUGUCCACGUUUCAGCCAUCCAGCUGUUCAUUUGAGCUAAAGCUAAAGAAUUUUGAGGUACUCUUAUCAUUCCUCACACUUUGAGCAAUGAGCUUCUACAGCUGGGCUUAAUAUAGCCUCUUAGCAUGAUGCUGCCACCACCGUGCUUAAUGUUUGAAAGUCUCACUAUGAUGCCUUCAAACAUACAUCUUGUCAUUGUGUUCAGAUUUCAGUCCAGUUUGAAGGCAUUUGGAGCAGGAGCUUUUUAUCUUGGUCUGCCUCUUCCCAGUCUAUAGUGAUGUUACACUGUUCACUAUGGACAGUGACCCCGGUGUUCCACCAUUUUCCAGUUUGAUACGCUUGAGCCUUGUUGGUUCCUCAACAUCCACACUAAUUUCAUUUCUUUUGAAGGUCAGAUGGUUUAAACUUGGUUAUCACUGGUUCUUCAACAGGACAUUGAUCCUGAACACUCGUCCAAACUGGUCCUGUAAUUUAUUAAAGCGUUCUAACAUUAAGCUUCUGGAAUGGUACUGACCUCAACUCUAAUGAACAUUUAUGCGCUAUUCUAUUUUCUAUUUAAGAGAAAAUCCCAAAUAAAUUAAAGCUUGUUCUCCUAAUUCUUAUUUUUAAACUUUAUUGAAGUUUAAUCAUUCCUGUCUGGAACAAGAAAGGUUCAGAUGCAUAAAAAAGCUCAACUUAACAUUCAUGCCAGAAAUGAUUGUAUGUAAACAACUGAACUAUUCUGUAGGUAACAUAUUUGAUCACUGUUACAAGUUCUCAUCACUCUUUACACAGACCAGUAGUGUUUAAUUCAAACUGAUUUUUCCAUUAACAUGUCGCCUGCGCUCACAUUGGGUGGACCGAUGGAGACGUUUUACGUCUGCUUCUCCCUGUACCACCAUAUCAAAGAAGAAUGUAAUGUUUCUGCUUGUUGGGCUGGGGUGAAACCAUCUGGUUGUUUUCGUUUCACCCUUACAUCCGUGCUACGAGGAUGUCUCCAUACUUAUUAUCAUCUAGAUUUAAUAGUUAACACAUUCAUGACCUGCUGGUGCCUACUGAAGUAGCUCCUCGCUGAUUCUAACCAAAUGACAAACUUCAUGUAACAAAUUAUUUGAAAACUAGUGCCCAUACAGUUUCUCAGGAUCUUUGAAGUUUUACUUUAAUUUUCUUUUCUUCUUCUUUUUUUUUUUUUUUUAAACAUUAUAGCUUGCCCCAUUAACCUUAAAGGAAACUGCUGGUAAAUAAUGCAAAAACAGCCACUAACCAUUCACUGUUGGAUAUGAUGCACUAAUCUUUUUUUCACUGAUAUGACUGACAAAGAGGAGCGCACAGUAACCGCAACCAUGGACCAAAACGGCUUCAAUGCGGUUUGUUGUGUCACGGCUUCAGUAAGAUUGUUGACCUGCUGUUUCUCUUGUCAUGAUUGGGUAACUUGCUUUAUACCUCUUUUAUACAUCUAAGAUAACUGAAUGUGUCCUGUCAGAAUAACAAACACUGUCAUGCCGUGAGAGUGUUUGUGAGAGCUGUGUUUAAAAUCUCAGCUUCUGGUUUUUAGCACUGAAUGUCGUCUUUGUUAGGUAAGUGCAAAAUAACUAAAGGGUCUCUGAAAGAAUGGUUUUCUUGCUAAUCAGGAAUUGAACAUUUUAUACUGGAACGAAAGUCAUCCCUGUCUAGUUUCUGUGUUGGCAUUUCGUUGGAGUCUGCAAGUUGAUAAGCUGUGGACUUAUUAGCUUGGUCGAUGGAAUAACUGGAAAGAAAUGCUUUGUUUUUGUAAAGAGCCAAGCGAACAGAUCAUCAUCAUAAUGUCUCCUCUGUUUGUUUAGAAAAGGUGGUUAAAUGUGUGUCUACCAACUAAAACUGCUGAAAUGUUUCUGUUUUGUUGAGUAAUGCUACAUGUUAAAGUGACAACGUCAGGUUUCAGCCUUUAACUCAUAGAUUGUCUUUUUCUCUGAUGCCCCAUUUGUUCAGCAGAUAUAUGCUGUUUAUAUCUGUACUGCCCUGGUUUUGUUUCAACAAUAAAUCUGCAUCUAAUCAA